This is a messenger RNA of Closterium sp. Yama58-4, 2835 nucleotides long. Lineage: Eukaryota; Viridiplantae; Streptophyta; Zygnematophyceae; Desmidiales; Closteriaceae. The record is from the annotation of a GenBank genome assembly.
AUGGCGGGAUACGACGAUCCUCCCCCCUUUAGAGACGGAAGCAGCGCACGAUCAGGCAGCACGGAUCCACACACCGAUCUGUACGCGCUAUUGCACGUCUCGCGCGAUGCUUCAGACGAUGAUCUGAAACGCGCGUAUCGGCAGCUCGCGUCAGUGUACCACCCUGACAAGUAUCCCUUCCCGCAGAUGCAAGAUGUCGCAAAGGACCACUUUCAGCGGAUUCGAUCCGCGUACGAGGUGCUUUCUGACCCAGCCAAGCGACAGGUGUACGAUCUGUACGGCAUAGAGGGCGUGCUGUCAGGCAUGGAGUUGGGCCCUCACCUGCGCACGAGGCAGGAGAUACGAGAGGAGUGGGAGCGGGCGCAGAGGAGGAGAGAGGAGCUCAAGGCGGCUAUGCGCACUCAGCACUCCUCCUCCAUGCUUCUCUCUGUCACCGCUGCAGAUGCUAUUGCUUCAGGAUUUGAGCGCUUUCCUAGAAUCACUGGCAUGCAGAUGUCGACGCAGGUGCAGGCGGCGCUAUCAGAUAAAGACACGCUGGUUCUUGGGGGCUCCAUGCUUAUGAGGCGCGUGGCGGGGGGAGGGUCCAUGGUGGCAGUGUUUCGCCGGCAGAUGGACGCGUACCAGACAUGCGAGGUGGUGGCCGUGGUGGGGAUCCGCACCCAGCUCACUCUCUCUACUGCCAGACAAGUGUCGCCGUCCACCAAGGCGACAGCAGGGGUGACGUGGCAUGCUGACGAUGGCUCGCUGUCAUUGGCCAAUUCAUGGACAUCCCAAAUCACCGAAUCCACUGCUGCGUCGAUCAACAUUGGGCUGGGAGCGGAUGGUGGUGCAGGCGUGGGCUGGCACACACGGAAGGACAAAAACUCAUUCAAUGCAGAGAUGAAAGUGGGAGCAGGGCUGUCUUCUGGGGGCCUCACAGCCACUUUCGUGAGAAGGUUCUCGGAACAUUCGUCGGGGAGAAUACAUGGCAGGCUGGGAACCACGGGAGCAGACGUUGAGGUGGGGGGCAGCAGGAAGAUAUCAGACAACAGUUCCCUGGGCUUCUUUGUUACCAUGGGCCUGCAGGGCACACUAUGGAAGGUCCGGUACUCUCGAGGCGGUCAGAAGGUCACUGUGCCAAUUCUUCUCUCGCCCACUCUACGACCAGCCAUCAGCAUGCCAGCCAUUCUUAUACCCUCUGUCACAUACGCUGUGCUCAAGCAUUGGGUGUUCAGCCGAUGGAAGCAGAUCCGAGAGGCUCGGCAGGACCGGGAGGUUCGGCAGAAGACAGCGAAGCAGGUCUGGGAGUCCAUGGCGGAGGCUCGGCAGCUUCAGGACAUGAUGGCUCCGGUGGUAACCAGACGGGUCAACGCGUUACAACAACGACCCAACGGCAAUGCUCUUAUCAUCUUAUCGGCAAAAUAUGGACGGCUGGGAGGAGUGGAGGGGAAAGGGGAGGGGGAGAACCGGAAUGAUAGCAACAGGGGUAGUAGUGGUGCUGGUGGUGGUGGUGAUAGUGGUGGUGGUGACAGCGGCAGUAGCGGAAGGGAAAAGGAGGGCCCAGUUACAAGAAUAGGUUCGAUGCUUAGAGGACUUAGAGGAUUGUUCACUAUUGGUCUCGCAGGAAGAGGAGGAGGGGAGGAGGGAGUGGGCGGAAGGGAAGAGGAGGACGAGGAUGAGUGGGAGGAGGAGGAAGGGGAGGGGGGAGCGGACAGGGUAGUGUUGCCUCCUGCAGUGUGGGACGUUCGCAUUCCUCUGCAAUUCCUGGUGGACGAUGCGAGCAACACGUUGCAGUUGCAUGAGGGUGUGAGCAAGAAGGGCAUCAUGGGCUUCUGUGAUCCCGCGCCUGGUCUGCCCAAGAAGCUAAGAGUGCGAUACUCGUACAGGGGGGAGGAGAGGGAGGUUAUUGUGAAUGACCUGGAGGCUCUCUCACUGCCCCUACCCUCAAGAGCAUCUUGCGGGAUUAUAAGGUGUCACCAUAGAAGGGCUUACGAGUUCUGCAGCUCUUGGUUAUUCCCUUGCGUCGCUCGCGUCCCCACCCCCGUGGCAGUGCGCCGCUUGUCCUCCUGUCGCUUGUCCUUUCGCACAAUUUCGCAUCUCCCGCAUGGCUCGCUCUCUUUGCGCCGCAACGGCGACGAGAGUCGCGUGCUGAUUGGUCUGCGAGCCCGUGUCGACGACGCGCGACGGAAACAGCACGUCGCGAGGCUUUCCCUCUCACGUGAAACCGCGUCGUUAUCUGGCGAUAACGAGUCUGUUCUUAACGAGGAUACUGGCGACGAGGAGGAUCUUUUCGACCCGUUCGCUCCGACUGACUUAGCCGACGACGAUCGCAUGUCCCUUGCUGAGAGCAUGCGUGAGCUGGACGAUCAGCUUUCACGCCGACCGUUGGAUCUAGAUCCGGCGGGCUACUUUAUAAUCUACGUGGACAGGGAGCAGCAGUGCCUAGUCGCUCAGCACUUUGGCAACCUGAUCGACAGUAAAGGCCGCGCGUGCGACCCUGUAACGGGGAAACCCAUUCCCUGCGAUGGCUCCUACAAGCCCACUCCCCUGCGCGUGUAUCGGGGUAGGACAGCAAAGGAGGUCAGUGUGAUGAUCCUAGAGCAGUACUUUAGACUUGGGGAGAAAAGCAGGGGAACAGCAGAGAGGAAAAGCAAGGAGAAUGCAGGGAUACAAGCAGGGUCAGAGACAGCAGGAGCAUCGGCAGCAGCGUCAGUGACAACUGCUGAAGGGGUUUCCGCUUCGAUAUUGUCACAAAUGCCGCCUGUCACAAUGCUGAACCAUGCGAAUUACCUGGGAAGGGAACUGCAGCGGGCAGAGGCAGCGUUGCUCAAUGGCACAGAGUACAUUCAAGACUAG